Messenger RNA from Heterotrigona itama, 1622 nucleotides. NCBI's taxonomy places the organism in Eukaryota, Metazoa, Arthropoda, Insecta, Hymenoptera, Apidae. The record is from the annotation of a GenBank genome assembly.
AUGGGUACCAAAGAUAUUAAACAGUCAUUAAAAAUGAAGCAAAAACAGGACCGUAAUUUACAAUUACCCGAAGACACUGAACCAACAGCUAUGUUGGCUUUAGGAUUGCGCGAAAUGCGAAUUGGUGAUGUUAAAGUCGCAAUGAAUUGUAUUAAUAAGGCACUGGAUCUUGAACCAAAUGAUAACAACGCAUUAAUAGCACGAAGUAAAUGUCAUCUUUUACUAGGAGAGCCUCAAAAAGCAUUGCAAGAUGCUGAGAAUGCAUUACAAUUUAAAAUGAAAAAUGUCAGUAUGGCUAACGCAAUAUACUGUAAAGCAGAAGCUCUAUACUAUCUUAAUGAUUUCGAGAUGAGUCUCGUUUAUUAUUAUCGUGGCAUGAAAAUACGUCCAGAAUAUGGACAGUUUCGUCUUGGUGUUCAAAAAGCGAAAAAUGCUAUACAAAAUAUACUGCGUAAAAAUUAAAUGGUUUCAUAACAACGUAAUUAUACAAAACAAAAAACUUAAUCAUAUUGUAAGAAUUUUUAUUAAUUAUAAACUAUCUUUUAAUUAUAAACAGUUUUAAAAUAUUUGUAAUGUAAAAAAAAUUUAGAAAAUUAUCUGCGUAGGUAUAUUUAAUUACAGAAGAGACUUUAUUCUUUUAUUAGUUUCAAAUAUUUGAAACAGAGAAAAAAAGAUUUUUGUAAAAGGGGACAUUUUAUGGAUUUUAAUUAAUUUAUUACUUAAAAUUAUAUUGAUUCUGAAUUGUUGACAAUGAUAAAAAAGCAUAAUAAUGUUUAAAAAAACAUAUAAUCAAAUCAAAAAACGCAAUCUUAUAAAAAUCUAUCUUAUAUAUUAUUAUUUUGUAAUAACAAUUAUAAUAAAUAUUAUAAUUGUAAUAAUAAUAAAAAUAAUAAUAAUUAAACACAUUUUGCACGCUUUAAUAUAUUCAUGGCUAUUAUAUAGAAAAUUUUUUAUUCUGAUGUUUUUGUCUUCCAGUAAAAUAUAUAGAAAAUAUAUUUUACUUCGUUAUUUUUUAGUCGAAAUCUAUAUAACUUGAAUUAAUAAAUAAAUUUAAUAUACAUAUAAAACGUUUAAAAUCCUUGCUUUCCUUUUAAUAUUUAAAAUUUUACAAAUAUAGGUACCUUGUAUAACUAAUUGUAAAUAUACAAUAAAUAAAUAUAUUUGUACUGAAUAUAGUAAGAAAUAUUGUUCUCUUCAUAUAUAAAAAUAUAUAUUCCGUGUGCGUGUGUGUAUGUGUGUUUCAGAUUUUACCAUUAAACUUUGCUAACGAAGAUUACGUUGAGCAAUAUGUUUAGAUCAUUUUGAGCAAAAAAUAUUAUGGAUCGAUACAUCUUCAAUUUUGAGAUAUGAAAAAAAUGUAGUAACCACCAUAAGUAGUUAGAUACUCUGUAAAACAUUUAUUUCGAUAUAUAAACGAAUUAAUUGUAAUGAUAAUUAAACAAACAUCGUUAGAUAUUUUAUAGUUUUAUUAAAUAAUAUAUUUAUUAUAUUAUUAUAAUAUUUAUUAAUAUUUCAAUUAAAGUAAGAAAUCUCUAAUUCACUCUUAGGUUACAUAACCUCCGUAAUAUAAUAAAUAAUAAUAAAAUAUAGUAUAUACAGCAAGAAGAUUCUUUGAACAUUAA